AUGCGACUCAAGCCCUCAAAACCAGCGCUACUCGCCAGCUUUCUCACUGUUGCCAUGCUGUUCAGCUCGCCGGGCAUGCGACCAGACGUGCCCUCGCAAAGUAGUGUCGACCCGACUUACGCUGGAAGGAAUACACCUUACUCCAGUCAGCGACCUGAUCGCCCUGAAGUCCUCCCUACUGCGACCAGCAUCAACGACACGAUCCCUUUGCGACAGUUCUUGCACGAACGAAUCGGGGAGCUGCCAAAAGAUGACUAUCUUUGGCUUACGAUGCUUGAUGGCUCAUAUCUACGCAAAGGUGGCAGUGACCUCGCACUCUUCUUGCAACGAUUGGCGGAUGGCACCUUGCCCCCGGCAUCGGGCCGAACGAAGGUGACUCCCGAUCACAGCCCACUAGAAAUGUGGAAAGUACCGAUAGACGCUGGCGAUACUUUCUAUGACGCCGAGAUGAAUGCUAUAGCUCGGGGACAUCAAGACUUGCUAGUCCUCUGCACAGACCAAGAUUGCGUGGACAUCUGCAACGAGCGAGGCUGGUUCGGCUAUGGUGGACUGAUACAGCCCAGCCAGGCUUACGGGUCUGCCAAGCAUCCGCUCAUGAUGACAAAGCUGAUGGCCUUUAACCAAAUCUCUGCGGCCGGCUAUCGCUUUAUAUUUGUUGAGGGCGACGUGUGGCUGCGGCACGAUCCCUUUCCGUACUUUCCCGACCUCUCGCCAGACGGGAGCCACAGUGUUGCUUUCACCUUCGAAGGCUCUGCCGACGUCAACGCUGGCGUCAUCUUAUCAGGUGGUGGCUACCGUGCGGCGGAAUUGUGGCGCAGAGCGCUCGAGAACUAUAUCAAUGUGCCGGGGCAAUGGGAGCAAGGAGCGAUCAACCAUGUGCUGGAAUUGACCUAUCCGAACUAUACUGUAGGUAUGCACGAGCGCAAGGCAGCAACACCAUGGGGCCUUGGCGUUCACUAUCUCGAUCGUCACCGUUUCGUACAGUACCAUCUCAGCUAUGGCGUGGCAGCAGAGAGCGUGCUCUUUCACGGCACAUGCAUCGAUGAUUACGAGAUUCGUCGCAUUGUCGCUGCAAACCACGGUUUUGCACAGGAUGUCGAUGGUUAUUAUUCUCAGCCUCGGAAAAUUCUGGCAGUCGAUGCCCUUGUAGGCGAUACUGAGAGUCUGCAGGCGACGUUUGCCGUCAUUGUUGGUCUUGCCGCCGAAUCUGGGCGCGCGCUCCUACUCCCACCGACGGCGCUCUACUUGAAUGCCAGCACGAUGCCUCCCGUCCGCAAUCGAGACGUCUGGUCAGUGAUACCCUUCGAAGAGACUGCCCGAGAAUACGGCGUCACUUUGCUCGAGCCACGUUAUCUGUUGCAUAGGCAGCAAUAUCAGACCGCGUCAAGCGAUUUACGGUUACUAGACGUACGAAUGCGCCCAAGUUACGCGCAGCUCAGCAAGGCUCUGCUCAGUCCGGUAUAUAGCGAUGCGGAGAUCGUUAGUCUGAACAUGGGUACUAUGCCUAGCCGGCCGUUUGAGCACUGGCAAGAUGUCCCCCAGAACUUUAGACGAGUCAGGAUGUGCUACGAUCUCUGGACCACGCCGGGCUGCGCAGCCACCUGUCUGCGCGAGCCUUUCGUUGCGCAUUGUGAAAGACCAGCAGCGAAAAGACGCGGCGAACUGUGGGCGAUGCAGAAGCCAAGGCUAUAUCCGUCGCCAUCCGAAGAUGCGGUUUAA
Messenger RNA from Mixia osmundae IAM 14324, 1719 nucleotides. RefSeq lists its product as uncharacterized. The coding region runs from base 1 to 1719 and encodes 572 amino acids. The transcript is spliced from 3 exons. The record is from RefSeq and is a predicted model, not a curated record. Lineage: Eukaryota; Fungi; Basidiomycota; Mixiomycetes; Mixiales; Mixiaceae.